Hymenoscyphus albidus is the source of this 1871-nucleotide messenger RNA. The record is from the annotation of a GenBank genome assembly. Lineage: Eukaryota; Fungi; Ascomycota; Leotiomycetes; Helotiales; Helotiaceae.
CGCCAAACUCGGCACAUACGUCUAUAAUUACACAAUUGAGUCUGGGUUGUGAUUCACGGAGACUCGCCAAGAAGGUACGCUACUUUCUUUUGGUCGCCCACGAGCUUACUAAAACCAAAAGUAAAUAGUCGUUUACCACCAUAAGUUAUUGUCUCUCUUCUGUCUAGCUUGCCUGGAUAGCCCUAUAUUGUGGAAGAUUAUAAGGAGAGUAACGAACGUAGUAGGUAAGACACCACCAUCCAGCAUAUCUAGCCAUAAAUUAUACCUCGUCACACCCACUUGUACUCAGUUGAUAUCCAUUGUUUUCUUAAUCCUAGGUCUUUGAAAACUUGGUUAGAUCGGCGGGCAAGGUAACAUACCUUAUUUUCAUCUGUCGUUUAAAUCCAUCAAAAGAUCCCAGCUCUCUAUUUGUAACUAUUCCCAAGAGCUCCUGCUUUUGCCAUAUUAUACAGAACAAGUCCACAAGCCCACCAGCUCAAGCAACCGCUCCACUUGGCUUCCCGAUGUCUCACUCCGUUCUCUCAAAGGUCUCGGCAAACGCUUUCUGAACCCCUGUACAGUAACGUUUUCGAAGAAUCACUUGCAUAAACCACGCCGACACCCUGCUACUGCAAGUCAUAUCUCCCUCCGACUUGCAACAAAACUCCAACAGAAUCCAUCUUGUCGGGUUCCAUUCAUUCACAUGAUCCAGACCUGAACCCGGGGUCGUGAAAAUUGUCGCAGAGGAUUUCUUUAAGAAAUCGAAUUUUGCUGCCAUCACGUGGCUUCGGCGAGAUUUUUCAUCACCCACCCGUGGACGCCAAAGACAUGACACCAAGAGUUGCGAUUAAGACUUGAGCUUUUAACUACAAAGUUCGCUCUACAGAAGCAGCACAAGUACAAAAGAUGAAGGUCAAUGAAACAGUUGGUAUGUUUUAUAGCUUGCAUUACUAUGAAUUUCACUUUAGCUAAUAUUCUGACAAUCAAUAGCUGUGUCGACUUCUCGAAUCCUCUUAGUUCCCUAUGAAGCAUCACACGUAACAACUUACCACGAGGUAAUCUAUUUCACGUUUUUGAUUGCUUUUGUUGUGUAUAGUUCUCAGAACAAAUAUAAUUACUGUUUCCGAUCCAAGGCUUCAAUACUUAAGACGCGCUGACCAGUGAGUCUACUUACAGUGGAUGCAAGACGAGGUAAGAGUAUGCCCAUGCCUUCUAAAACCAUCAACUAAAAUCAUACUCAGAAAAUACAAGAAUACACAGCUUCAGAGCCGCUUUCUCUCCCAGAAGAAUACGCGAUGCAAGCAAACUGGAGAACGUCACACGACAAAUUGACCUUCAUCGCAUGUCAACCACUCUCAGCAACCGCAUCAAUAAAUAUCCAAGGCGGAGUUGAUGACGUCCCCGAACGAAUGCUGGGCGAUGUGAAUUUGUUCAUUUCUCAAGAGGACGAUGAUUCAGAUGGUGAUGCGACGUCACCAAAAGGACUAGUUGGCGAACUGGAACUCAUGAUCGCACCCACGGACAAGCGAAGACAAGGUUAUGGACGUGCAGCGAUACUGGCGUUUAUGUGUUACAUCGCGAGGAAUAUCGACAAUAUAGUCUCCGAGUACAGUGCAAACGAGGCUACAAAAAUCACGAAAGCUGAGGGUGUAAGUCCCCUUCGGCUUCGAGUCAAGAUUGGGAAGGAGAAUGAGCCGAGCUUGAGGUUAUUUGAGAGUCUUGGGUUCAGAAAAGUCGCGGAAGAGCCGAAUUAUUUUGGGGAGUUGGAGCUUUGCUUGGGUGGUUCUUCGGAUGGGAAGUCUUGGGUUGAUGGGUUUUUGGAGGGGCUGGGUUACGAGGGGUAUGCUGAAGUGGAUUAUUUACCUGAUAAUUGGAGUAUGAGCAUGAGUUGA